Tilletiaria anomala UBC 951 is the source of this 651-nucleotide messenger RNA. RefSeq lists its product as uncharacterized. The coding region runs from base 85 to 324 and encodes 79 amino acids. The transcript is spliced from 2 exons. Lineage: Eukaryota; Fungi; Basidiomycota; Exobasidiomycetes; Georgefischeriales; Tilletiariaceae. The record is from RefSeq and is a predicted model, not a curated record.
CGGACAUCCAUGUGGUUCAAGUCUUUGUGUGACACUCGACAAGGGCUUUGCUGACAAGUGUGAAAAAACAAGAACAGCUUCACAAUGGCUCGCCUAAGUGGAGAAGAGGGCUCAUACCUCUCGGCCCAGCGCGGUGGCUUCCUUACGUCAGACAAAAAGCCUCGCCAGCCCGAGUCCUUCCUUUCGCGCUUCUGGCGCAACGAGAUUGUCGGAGCGGACAUGCGAGAAGGAAACCUGUCCAUCCUCUGGGGCGUCGCCGUCUUUGCCGGCGGAAUCGUCUUUGCACGCACGAUCGGCAGCGAUGUCCUCGUUCCAGCUCUCUAAUGACGGAAUGCAGAAGGCGCGAGCGUUGUGGCUGUAGCUCUGAGGCCAAAAAGUGGCUGUCCUCAAAGCCCAUUCGGCCUUGUUUAAGGAAAUCCCUCAGUCGCUACUCAUCAAAGCCAAUCAAAGAGUAGAAAUCAGGUGUUUCAGAUACCGUAGCCUGGAUCUCUUCGCAACCCGCCAGCCUCAUUUAUUAUGUUGGCCGGCUGAAAACUCUGCGUCUCACGCUCGACAACAAUACGUUCAAAACUCGUGCUCAUGGCCCCUUCCUGUAUCAUAGCUUCCCCACUGCAAGGCCACCACUAAUGCACCACAAGCCGUCAGCGCCCC